AUGGAGUUCAGCAUUGACUUAGUUCCAGGUGCGGGACCAGUGUCUGUGGCUCCCUAUAGGAUGGCUCCUGCUAAGCUGGUUGAGCUGAAGGGUCAGUUGGAAGACCUGUUGAAAAAGCAGUUGGUGCGGUCGAGUGUUUCGUCGUGGGGUGCUCCGGUGUUAUUGUGGGAACGUCCAAGGACUGUCACUGAUAUUAGGAGUUUCAUGGGUUUAGCGGGUUACUAUCGAAGGUUCAUUGAAGGAUUCUCUAAGAUAGUAGUGCCUCUAACCCAGCUGACACGGAAGGAGCAGCCGUUCAUCUGGAUAGAUGCCUGUGAGCGGAGUUUUGAGGAGCUAAAACGGAGAUUGACCACUUCUCCUGUGCUGGUGUUGCCGGAUUCUAAUGAGCCUUUUUAUGUGUACUGUGAUGCUUCUCACCAGGGUCUGGGGUGUGUGUUGAUGCAAAACAGGAGAGUGGUGGCGUAUGCUUCAAGGCAACUGAAGAAUCAUGAAAGGAAUUACCCUAUUCAUGACCUGGAGUUAGCAUCUGUGGCUAUUGGCUUUGAGCUGGGAGAAGAUGAAAUCUUGAGGUUUAAGGGCAGAAUUUGCCUACCUCAGGAUGCUGAACUGAAGAGAGUUGUGUUGGAGGAAGGUCACAAGAGCAGACUUAGUAUACAUCCAGGUAUGACUAAGAUCGAUGUGACUCUGACCUCUGGUGUGGGAAGAGCGCUGAGGGCAAGAAAGUUGACACCAAGGUUUGUGGGUCCCUAUCAAAUCAUACAGCGUGUAGCUCCGAUCGCUUAUCGGUUGGCUCUGCCACUGUCUCUUUCAAACCUACACGAUGUAUUUCAUGUGUCUCAACUGAGGAAAUAUAUUCAUGACCCGAGUCAUGUGGUGGAGUUGGACGAUGUACAAGUGAAGGAGAACCUGACGUAUGAGAAGUUUCCAGUAGCCGUGGUGGAUCAUAAGCAAAAGGAGCUGAGGGGCAAGUCUAUUGCUAUGGUGAAAGUCCUGUGGGAUGCGACUACCGGUGAGGCUACUUGGGAAGUGGAGCAACAGUGCAAGGAGCGGUAUCCGUUUCUCUUCCCAAGGAGCUUAGAAACUCAUUUGGCUGCUGGUGUUAGAUUGUGCUUGGUUGAGUUGCUGAAAUUGGGGUUUUGGGUUUUUGGGGUUGUUUUGGAAACUUUUCGAAUUUGGGGAGAGUUACUGAUGAGUUCGCGCUGGGCGCUGUUCUUUGGGUCGGGCGCGCGACCACCAGGGGACUCUGUUUAG
Cajanus cajan (pigeon pea) is the source of this 1251-nucleotide messenger RNA. The record is from RefSeq and is a predicted model, not a curated record. Lineage: Eukaryota; Viridiplantae; Streptophyta; Magnoliopsida; Fabales; Fabaceae.